AUUAUAUAUAAAAAAGACCUUAUGGAUUAAAAAACUAAAGUAGAAGUACAUUAAUAAAAUAAUUAAGCAGGCUGAUCAAUGUGAUCAUCAACAUAAGUAUUUUAAAUAGAGUGUGCCCUUACAAUUGAGUUAAAUUAUCAAUAUUCGAUUAAACUAGCCUCGCUAAGAAGAACGUAGAUAUCAUUCAGAAACACUUAAAUAAGUAUGAAAUCUUAAGAAAAGUUAUUUAGUAAGCUAAAGCUUUUAACAUAAACAAAUGGCAAGAAAUGGUAGAUAAGGAAGAAUUAUACUAAAUGUCGUUGACUGGCCAUUUGAUCAAGGCAAUUCAGUUAUAAGAUGGGAAUGCCACCUUAAAUAAUCUAAUAAACGUUACAGAACCUUAUCUUCCAUUCUUGAGAAAGUAGAACGGAAAAAAUUUUACAGGAAUGGCUACUCGAACUGUGAAAGGAUGCCUGUCUGCUGUAGUUUUUAAAAGAAAUGAUGAAUCAACUUGGUCAGUAGAUGAAACUAAAGUAGAGGAAUUUAUUAGUUAAGCUAAUAAAAAGCUAUUUUAAUUCUUCGAGAAACUCAAGAAAAAUUUUCCAAUUUAUGAUAUUAUCAAAUCAGAAAGCAAUGGUAGGAAAACAAAAAAAAGAAUCAAAAUAGAGUAGAGAAGAGAUGAUGAUUAAUUCAAUGAAAGAUUUCAACCUGACUUUAAUUAAAAAUUAGAUCCUCAAGACAAUAUUAAAAUUGAGAAUCACUAUUAGAAUUUUGAUUAAAAUGCUAAUUCUAAAAUAAACUCAGAGUGGCACUAUUCAAUUAGUGAUAAUAUUUUUAAAAGUUUAUAUUGUUUGAGAUAAGGAGAAAAAAUAGAUGAUCAAUUCUUAGGUAAUUUGAUAGGAUUCUACAAUAUAAAACAUUAAUUAGAUAGAAUGUCUGAAUGCUAAAGAUAUAUUGAUUGA
Molecule: messenger RNA, 941 nt
Organism: Paramecium octaurelia
Lineage: Eukaryota; Ciliophora; Oligohymenophorea; Peniculida; Parameciidae
Source: the annotation of a GenBank genome assembly